AUGGCAAGCUUCCGCUGCUUGUUACUCCCAGCAUGCCUUCUUCUUCUUCUUCUUCUUUUUGUUCUUCUGUUUCUCUCUAUUCCGCCAUUGUUGGACCUGUCACAAGUAACUGAAGCUAUUCCAUUAGCAUCUUUCUUUCCUAUAACUACCAUGAGAGAAGGCAACAAGCCCAUGAAAGCUAUAUUCAUCAAACAGAAGAAGAAGACGAGCUUGAGGAUGAUCGAAGCAAGUUUGGCUGAAGCUCGAGCAUCGAUUCGAAAUGCAGUUCGGUGGAAAAACUUCACAUCAGAGAAGAAAGAAACUUACAUUCCCAGAGGCUCCAUUUACCGAAAUCCUUAUGCUUUUCAUCAAAGCCAUAUAGAAAUGGUGGAGAGGUUCAAGGUAUGGAGUUACAGAGAAGGGGAACAGCCUCUGGUUCAUGAUGGUCCAUUGAAUAGCAUAUACGCCAUUGAAGGCCAAUUUAUAGAUGAGUUAGAUUGCAGCAAGAGCCCUUUUAGAGCCAGCCAUCCUGAUCAAGCUCAUGUAUUUCUUCUUCCUAUGAGCAUUACCAACAUCAUUCAUUUCAUUUACAGACCAAUUACCUCUCCAGCCGACUACAACCGUGAUCGGAUGCACCGUGUGAUAACUGAUUACAUUCGAGUCAUUACCAACAGGUAUCCAUAUUGGAACCGAAGCGAAGGUGCUGAUCAUUUUAUGGUUUCAUGCCAUGAUUGGGCACCAGAAAUGUCAGAUGCCAACCCCCAAUUGUUCAAGAACUUCAUCAGGGUAGUAUGCAAUGCAAACAUCACAGAAGGCUUUCGUCCUGACAUAGACAUUUCACUCCCAGAAAUCAACAUCCAUCCUGGAACGUUAGGGCCACCUGACUUAGGCCAGCCACCAGAAAGCCGCACAAUUCUAGCUUUCUUCGCUGGAGGAGCUCAUGGAUACAUAAGGAAGAUCAUGAUCCAGCAUUGGAAGGAAAAAGACAAAGAAGUUCAAGUUCAUGAAUACCUUCCUAAGAACCAAAAUUACACCAAACUGAUUGGAAAAAGCAAGUUUUGUCUCUGCCCGAGUGGCUAUGAAGUGGCAAGCCCGAGGGUGGUGGAAGCCAUCUAUGGUGGUUGUGUUCCGGUGAUCAUUUCUGAUAAUUAUUCAUUACCAUUCAGCGACGUUCUAGAUUGGAGUCGGUUUUCGGUGCAGAUACCUGUUAAGAAAAUACCAGAAAUAAAAACAAUCUUGAAGGCUAUCUCAGAAGAGAAGUAUUUGAAGAUGUACAAAGGAGUGAUGAAAGUAAAGCGGCAUUUCAAGAUAAAUAGGCCUGCUAAGCCAUUUGAUGUAAUUCAUAUGCUGCUUCAUUCACUGUGGCUUAGAAGGCUUAACUUUGGCCUUCCUCAUUGAAAACAGCUUUGAUUAGGCAAAAUUCAAAAACCCAUUUGCUAUAGUUAGAAUGAGAGAGAGAGAGGAUU
Cucurbita maxima (winter squash) is the source of this 1445-nucleotide messenger RNA. RefSeq names its product probable glycosyltransferase At3g42180. Bases 1 to 1377 code for a protein of 458 amino acids. The record is from RefSeq and is a predicted model, not a curated record. Gene Ontology annotation, molecular function: glycosyltransferase activity. Lineage: Eukaryota; Viridiplantae; Streptophyta; Magnoliopsida; Cucurbitales; Cucurbitaceae. The transcript is spliced from 4 exons.